CCUCUCCUGCAUUAGGAAGUGAGAGCUCCACGUAGGAGGCUCCCGGCAGCAGCAGCAGCAGCAGCGCGCCGUCACUCGGGGAGGAAGAUGGCGGCGGUGGAGCGUCCGCCUGUGAAGGAGGCGGUGCGGAUCGCGUUGCUGUGUGUAUGCUGGUACACGGUCAGCUCAGGCGGCAAUGUCAUCAAUAAAAUCAUCCUGAACGGAUUCCCGUAUCCUGUCACCGUCUCGCUUUUCCACAUUUUUUCCAUCGUGUUGUUUCUGCCGCCGCUGCUGCGCGCUUGGGGCGUCCCGAAAUCUGAAGUACCGGCCGCAUAUUACCGCUGGUACAUCCUGCCCUUGGCGUUUGGUAAAUAUUUCGCCUCCGUGUCGGCUCACUUCAGUAUAUGGAAGGUGCCCGUGUCCUACGCUCACACAGUAAAAGCCACCAUGCCAAUAUGGGUUGUGCUGUUAUCACGGAUUAUUAUGAAGGAGAAGCAAACCACAAAGGUCUAUGUUUCUCUCAUACCCAUCAUAGGCGGUGUCCUGUUGGCUACAGUGACGGAGCUCUCGUUUGAUUUGUCAGGAUUAAUCAGUGCUCUUGCAGCUACACUUUGCUUCUCUUUACAAAACAUAUUCUCCAAAAAGGUUUUGCGUGACACGAGGAUACACCACCUCCAUCUACUCAACACACUUGGCUUCAAUGCAGUUUUGUUCAUGCUGCCCACAUGGAUUUUAGUUGAUCUGUCUGCAUUUCUGGUCGAUGGAGACUUUACAGAGAUUUACAACUGGAGUGGAACGUUGGUGCUGCUCAUCAUCAGUGGCUUCUGCAACUUUGCGCAGAACAUGAUUGCCUUUAGUGUGUUAAACCUAGUCAGUCCCCUCAGCUAUGCGGUUGCUAAUGCUACAAAGAGAAUCAUGGUGAUCAGUAUAUCAUUACUGAUGCUAAGAAACCCUGUUAACAUGUCCAACAUCUUGGGGAUGAUGACUGCCAUCCUGGGUGUAUUUCUGUACAACAAGGCGAAAUAUGAUGCAAACCAAGAAGCAAAGAAGAAAUUGCUGCCAGUCUCUUCACAGGACAUGAUUUCAUUUGAUAAGCCCCAGUCUAAUGGCUCACUGUCCUCGAAACAAGGCUCAGAAUUUCAGUACAACCGGACCAACAUGCUCAGCGACCACUUUCAGUACAGCAGGCAGGCCUACACAAUGAACUAUGCCUCCAACCAAUAUGUCGUCUAAGUGGAGAAACUGAUGAACAAACCUGUUUAACUGUAUAAGGACACUGUAUUUAGUAUGGAACUUGCUUUUUCUGUGCCAGAUCCUCUUAUUUAUUUCACUCUUUUUUUUUCAGUAGUUUACAAAAAUUCUCACUAAUUGAGGGUGCAAAUCAGUCUUUCGGCCUUGGUGGAACACAUUUAUGGGCUAAACAUAAUAAUGGUCACUAUUAUAGUACUGUGUAUGAAUCGAAGGUGUUACGGUUGCUCUCAAUUUUUUGAAACAGGGAAGGCCUCAGACAUUGGAACUGCUACACAUUGGGACAACAUACAUAAUCAUUGUCCAUAAACGACAAUUUCCUAAAUUCCGACAAUUGGAAUACUGCUUCUAUUUGUAAAUAUUUUCAUGUAUUUAUUUUUGUAGAAGUUCUGAGUGAGGCAUAUCAUGAGGUUUUUGAAUGUGUAGUGCCUGUUAAAGGCAUGCUCGGUACCUUCUUGGUCAUCAGUGUUUGCGAGCCAGUUCUACUCAUUAUAUGGCCCCAUAGUAAUUAGAUUUAUUUGUGUUUGUUUUCAUUUAGAUUUUAGUGGGUGAGAUUUUUUACGGGUUUUUUUUUUUUUAAAUGGUGAGUUGUAAGUAAUGCUGAUUGAAAUCAGUUUGAAUAGGUGCACUUCUUUGGUAGAAAGCUGCAAUGCAAUUUUACAAUCUUCACUGUUUAAUAUCAGUCAGUCUUCAGUACUUUUGGAAUGGGUAGAUUAUUCAUCAGUGGGUCUGAUACACAAGUAUUAAACUCAUUCUCAGCAUCAAGUUUCUUUUUUUUUUCUUUGCAUGUUCAAAACAUGAUAAGGAAUGUUUCUCAGAAAUGUGUGUUAAAUUUUUUAUUUUGGAAACCUUUCAUAACAUGAUCAUCAGAAGCCAUUCUUAAGAUGUGUUAAUUAUGAAAUAUAAUGUGUAGCUGAAUGUUUUAGGCUGUGAGGUACUGCCUCAAGAGAUGAUGUGUAAGUCAAAUGAUUUACAUUUUAAGUGGAUUAAGUUUAAAUCCAUUUUAAGUAGCAUAUAGUACACAUAUUGGGUAGUAGAAAUAUGUAUGUUGUAAUUGUUUUCUUUCAAAAACAGAUGGCAAGAUCUACUGUUUUUCUCAAUCGCUUGCCUCAGUCUACCAUGGCCUUGUAAUGCAAGGUGCGAUGCAUAAACUGUAGUCUGUUAGAUUAAUAUUUGUUUUUAGCCAGAGUAUAUUAUUUACAGCUAUAAUUUUGUUGAUUUUUGCACAAUUAUACAGUGUUGGUUUGUACUGUCUCUCCUCCCUAAAAGCUUUCAGAAUCCAUUUGAUCAUGUUUUGCAGACGUUUGCUUUUAUCUUACUCAUCCAUUGGUAACAAUGAAUGUGUCUGACUGCCGGCAAGUUAGACACAAUUUUAAUAAAGAGCAUGUAAAUUCCUCUCUGCAGCUUAAGAGUAACAGGUCAAUGUGAUUUUUCGUAUGCGAGUAUAGAGUUUUUUGUAAUUAUUUUGUAACGCAGUCCAAACUGAAUUAGAACCUGGGGAUGGGGAGCACAUAUCUUUAAAAUGCAAGAGUUUAGCCAUUAUAAGGAUCUGUGCAACUGAUGAUUGAAUGUUUCAUAAAACAUUGUGGGAUGUGGGAUUUUAUUGUUCUUUUGAAACUGCUUACUCAGUGUGAAUGAAUGAAUUAAAGGCUGUGAGAAUA
This is a messenger RNA of Pangasianodon hypophthalmus (striped catfish), 2888 nucleotides long. It is a transcript of the gene slc35e1, whose product is annotated as solute carrier family 35 member E1. The record is from RefSeq and is a predicted model, not a curated record. The transcript is spliced from 6 exons. Gene Ontology annotation, cellular component: Golgi apparatus. Lineage: Eukaryota; Metazoa; Chordata; Actinopteri; Siluriformes; Pangasiidae. Gene Ontology annotation, molecular function: antiporter activity. Bases 88 to 1212 code for a protein of 374 amino acids.